UUGUGCUGUGCACGUCGCUACUUCGGACUCAAUUUGCGAGCUUACGGCGUACGCACCGAAACUCUAUUGUGAAAUAAAAAAUAAUAGUAUGUGUUAAGUGUUUGGCCUGCCAGCAAUAUGAAGGGUAGACACCAAUUUCGUCGUAGAUUCAGUUUGCAACCGUCCUUUUUGAAAGAGGAACACGAAGAAGAAAGAAAACCUCACAGGACUGAGAAGACAGAAGAUACAGUAUCGAGCAGUGGAAAUCUGUCUAGUAAUGCGGUGCGACACAAAAUUGUGGUAUUAGGAGCAGCAAAAGUUGGGAAAUCCUCUCUUAUAACUCAAUUCUUGUAUGGUACAUUUUCUACAAAGUAUAAAAGAACCAUAGAGGAAAUGCAUCAUGGAGAUUUCAACGUUUCCGGUGUGAGACUAACCCUGGAUAUUCUGGAUACUUCUGGAGCCUACGAGUUUCCAGCGAUGCGAGCACUGUCUAUGCAGUCAGCUGAUGCAUUUAUUUUAGUAUACGAUAUUACGGAUGCGGACAGCUUCACAGAAGUAAGAGUUUUAAGGGAUCAGAUCCAUGAAACCAAAGAAAGCACAGCUGUACCUAUUGUUGUCGUUGGCAAUAAGGUGGACUUAGCAGAAACAGGAGAUAGACAGGUUGAAUUUCACACGACGGAAUCGGUUGUGACAGUAGAUUGGGAGAAUGGAUUUGUAGAGGCAUCAGCGAAAGAUAACGUCAAUGUAUCUCAGAUUUUCAAAGAAUUGUUGGUACAAGCCAAAGUGAAAUACAAUCUGUCACCUGCACUAAGACGUCGACGUCGACAAUCUCUGCCUACUGGGCCUCAAGGUCCACCGGGGUCCAGUCCAACACCAUCACCAGCUACCCAACCCCAUGUACCCUCGCCCGCUCAAUUAGCGCAUCUCCAACAAAUCAGGGAAAGGCACAACAGCAAACGUAAUUCAUGUGUCAUCUCUUAAACAAAAUACAAAUUGUAUUUCAUUAUGAUUGACAACAUUGGAUAGCCGUUUUGUAUCUUGAAUACAUUCUACUUUUUAAUAUGGCUUAAGUCUAACCAUUUUUAGGUUAAUCCUACAACAUCAAAAUAAUUUAUAAAAUCAUCCUGUCAUACUGUUUAACAUUACACUGUUUAAAUUAAUAUAGUGAUUUUGCUACUUUGCAUCGAUAAUUAAUUAAAAUACCUUCAUGACUAAUUGCAAAACUUUGAUUCAUAAUUUAUAAUGAAAUAAUAAUAACGCAAAUUCAUAACUAUUAACAUGUACGCGAAGCUUUUCCAAAGGUUAUUUAGGAAAUUUUCUGCGAAGUCAUUAUCUGUUACUUCAAUAAAAUGAACUAUAACUUAAGUAAUAAGUAAGUAUAGUUUUAUAUUAUUAAUCUCAGUCUUAAAGUGUAAUUAAUGCCAAAUAAUUUUGACAGUUCGUCAUUAU
Messenger RNA from Achroia grisella, 1428 nucleotides. Its product is annotated as ras-related protein Rap-1. Lineage: Eukaryota; Metazoa; Arthropoda; Insecta; Lepidoptera; Pyralidae. Gene Ontology annotation, molecular function: GTP binding; GTPase activity. The transcript is spliced from 3 exons. The record is from RefSeq and is a predicted model, not a curated record. Bases 118 to 960 code for a protein of 280 amino acids.